GUUGCAUGUUGGGGAUUGGAAGAGUCGGUUGCUCUGAGAAGACGGCAGAAACACCUGGGACUGAUUAAGACGAGAUGAAAGUGUCAUGGUCAAGGCUAUUUCUCUGGGUCUGCGUCGUGGUGUUGGCCUUAAACGUUGAGGACACCAGCUGCCAGAACCUGGUUAUCAGCACGACCAACGCCCUGGCCACCCUCGCUGGGGUAGGCCUCCUGGGGUCUGCUGGAGCCUUGGCUACGGGAUAUGCCCUUGGCCGUAACCGGGGACGGCGCCAGAGGUACAGAGGCAGAGGGCGGCACUACUACAGAGGGCGCAGGAGUCUGGAGACCUUGGAAGCUCCAGAGUUCGAGACUAUUUUGGAUGAGACCGCGAAAGUCGACACCAAACACUGUGGGCGAAAACUCCUUUGUGUGGCAGCGGGUCAGGAGAGGACACCAUCACCCUUACUACGGGCUCUUCUCAAGCCUUUUGCUGGACAAGGACCCAGCAACGGCACAGUGUAUGGUGACUAUGAUGAAGCAGUGUGGAGAGGUUUAACGGGCCAGGACUGCUCUCACUAUACCCUGUGUGAAUACGAUGCUGCAGAGAUCCUGAGUGUUUACGAGGGAAUCGUGCGUGACUUGGCUUCACAGUUAUAGAUUUCUCCCUUGGACAUACCAGACAUUUUGGUCAUCAUUUUGUUUUUAGAAAAGAAAGAAAUAUGAACAUCGAUAUUUCGCAAAAAAAAAAAAGAAAAAUUAAUUUUGCAUGAGAGAAAGUAAUCGCGUUCUUGAACACUGUCGACAGAUGUAUGUAAAUUCACUAACCCAUUAAAAAUCGACAGUAAUAAAAAAAAUAACACUUGUAGAUUGAUUUAUCAUAACCAGAAGUUCCUUUUUAUGAAACCUUUUCUGCUAUAUGCCACAUCCUUCUUCUUUUUAACGUGAAUUCUGCAAUUUUCACUGACAUUUUCCUUCUUGAAGAAUGUAUACCCUUUCCGCCGCUAACAAUGAACUGACGUCUUUGGCCUAUGCUUUUCUAUAUGAAGAUUUCCAAGCUUUUUCCUCUCCUUGUUUUUUUAUAGAAGAAUAAACAAUCUUCCUUUCUGUAAAAUAGUCAUUCCUCAGCGUUGAAUUCUUUUAUUUAUAUUUAUCCCCUUUAAAAAAAAAUGUCAAUUAGCAUUAUAAUACACGGUAAAGAUGUAAAAGAAAAAAAAAACUGACAAUAAUCUUUUAAAAACUAAUUCACCUCUUUGUAGGUUUCGUGGUAUUUAGUUUAUAAAUGAACGAUUUUGUUGGAUUUUAUAUGCCUGAUUUGUAUGCAAUUUACACACUAAGGAAAAGAAACAGAAAUAUAGAUAGCUAGAUAGAGAGAGAGCGAAAUAGAUAGAUAGAGAGAGCAAGAAAGAGAGAGAGAGAGAGAGAGAGAUUGAGAGAGAGAGAGAGAGAGAGAGAGAGAGAGAGAGAGAGAGAGAGAGAGAGAGAGCGAAAUAGAUACAUAGAGAGAUAGAUGGAUAAAGAUUUCCAUUCGGUGAGUUUUUCCGUUAUCAAUGAUCAUUAAUACACACAUGUUGAUAUGAACAUUACUUGCGAUUUUUAUUCUGGUUUCGGGACAAGUCUUCCUCUUCACACAACGUUCGUUUUUCUGUUUCAGUUAAGAAAUUAAUGGAUAUACGCUCUAUUAAAUAACACAUGAUUAUACACUGCCCGGGCCCAGAUGCAUUAAAUGUAAACUCAGUUACUGUAACUUCCUUAUUUAUGCAAAUUUGGUUACUAACCGACCGGUCUCAUUUACACCCGGAAUUAAUUAAUCAAUUACUUAGUAAUAUAUGGGGAAAGAGUACAGAAGACAAGUAUUCUAUGUCUCAUUUGAUUAUACCUGAUAAACAGACUACAUAUAUUAAAGACAGGUCGUAUAGUGACAAUAUGUAACAUUUUAUGUAAUGUGGAUAACAAUUUUCUUGUUACACUUUACCGUAUGUAAAUCACUACCACCAAAAAGUUUUUUUUUCUUUUCUUUUUUUUUAUAACAGAGAUUCUAUGUAUGGGCCUCAAAAUUUAUACGGAUAUGUAUGUAUGUUGAUUUGUUCUAACACACUGACUUGUUUAAUUAUAUUUUAGAAAUCUAGAUUGCUGAAUUUUACAGUCAUGAUCCUUAUUGUUCUUAAUAUUACAUUUAGCUCUGUUCGAUCUGUCAUUAUCUUGAUGCCCACUAUUACGCAAACAUCAAAUAUGCAUAUUAUCAAUUUUACACAGUAUUUCAGUUUAAUAUCAUCGAGUAAUUAAAUUUUCAACGGUCAUUGAUUUUUUGUAAAGCCCCCGCGUCAUUGAGGGGUUUGUGCGUUUGAGCCCCGAAAAUUACAUAUAUAAAAGACAAUUCUCACAAUAUAUCGAGAAAAAAACAAACAUAAUUUGUGUUUCUUGGCAUGUGUCCACAAGUAAGCAUUUAUUCACGCUCUCUCUCUCUCUUACACACACACACACACACACAUACAUACAUACACACAUACGAACACACAGUAUGUGGAUUUUGACAUAUUUUCAUAAUCUACAGCUGUAAGCAACACCAAAAUAUACGAAUGAAAUUUACGCAAACCAGCAAUGUUUUUUUUUUUCAAUUAUUUCUCUCGACAUUACGAAUCUUUAUAUUCACGUAAUUUUUGUGAGGUAGCGAUAUCUCGGCAAAUAUUUUGAUUGUUACCUGAUCAUGAUGGUUGACAUGAAACCAAAUAUUUGGCUUUAUUAUUAUUAUUUUUUUCUCAGAAUGUUUAUUGGUUGUCAGUAAAGGGAGAAAAUAGUCACAACGAAAGCAUAUUUUCUCAAGUCCGCGGCAAAAUAAGCUACGUAUUAUAUCCAAUAUGUCUGAGACACACGGAGCAAAAUAUUUAUAUCAUUAUAUCUAUUAGUGAGUUCACCACAUCAAAAACACACAUUUACACCAAUGACGAUUAGGUCACACUUUGUAUAAUCGUAUAAAAAUAAUAAAUUGAUAAGAUUUAAAGCACAGAAACAUCACAAAGACAAUGAUCUCAGUGCGCGGGUAUUUCUGCUAUUUACAUACUCCCAAACAUAUUUAUUCGCGAACGACCGUUUUCGUUUUGUCUUUAAUCGUAAACAAACAAGAAUAGAUAACUCACAUUGCGCUCAAAAAAAGGUCCAAAAAUGGUAUGAAGUGAAUACCAUAAUAUUGCGCGAUUUACGGGAAAAAUCAACAUGGCCGCGAUGACAAGCCAGAAAGGAAAAAAAAAGGAUGAAAAGAAGAAGAAAAAAAAAAACAUUUAUAUAUUUUCGUUUUCUUCUUCUUUCCAACCUCAUCUUUACUUUUCCUCAUUUUUCUCCAGCUACAUUAAGAAUCAAAACUAAAGAAAAUAAGACCGGCUCCAGCGUUUCUCACGCGGAUAUGAAAGCCACUACGUCAUGACAUGUUUGUAGUGUAUGUAAUAACUUCAACAUGCAUUCUUCAUUCGCCAGACGUCCACUUCAUCGCAAGAGCUCUGUUGUGCUUGCUAAAAUUCGGCCCCGGAGGCACAUGGAAAAAAAAUCCAAUAAAAAGAAAAAGAAAGAAAAAACGGGAAAAAUGAUACUUAAAUACGAGUUUAAAAAAUGAAUAAAAAUAUAUAUGAUUAUAUAUAAAUAAAUAAAAAAAGACUAAAAAAGGGUAAAUGAAACUUAAAUCUAUGAGUAAAUAUUACAC
Messenger RNA from Penaeus indicus, 3669 nucleotides. RefSeq lists its product as uncharacterized. NCBI's taxonomy places the organism in Eukaryota, Metazoa, Arthropoda, Malacostraca, Decapoda, Penaeidae. The transcript has 6 exons. Bases 75 to 635 code for a protein of 186 amino acids. The record is from RefSeq and is a predicted model, not a curated record.